Messenger RNA from Erythranthe guttata (spotted monkey flower), 723 nucleotides. The record is from RefSeq and is a predicted model, not a curated record. NCBI's taxonomy places the organism in Eukaryota, Viridiplantae, Streptophyta, Magnoliopsida, Lamiales, Phrymaceae.
GAACAGAAACCAGAAAUGGCUGCAAAACCCGUCGAAGAGCCUGAGGUCGAACCCUCAGUAGAUGAGGUCAAGCCCUCAGUAGAUGCUGCAGCUACUGCAGCUACUGAAGAAGUUGUCGAGAAAACCGAGGAAAGCACAACUGUUGUUGAUAGUGAAGAGGACAACAAAGCUCCAAUUGAAGAAAUCAAUGAAAUCAAGGAAUCCAGUCCUGCUGAAGAAGCCAGUGAAGAAAGCAAUGAAACCCCCGAAGAAUCCGAAAAUCAAGAAGCUGAAGAGACGCCUGAGAUUAAGAUUGAGACAGCACCAGCAGAUUUCCGUUUCCCAACUACUAACCAAACCAGACAUUGCUUCACCCGAUACAUUGAGUAUCAUCGGUGUGUUGCUGCUAAAGGUGAUGAAGCGCCCGAGUGUGACAAAUUUGCUAAAUACUAUCGCUCCCUUUGCCCUGGUGAAUGGGUCGAUAAAUGGAACGAGCAAAGGGAAAAUGGUACUUUUCCAGGUCCUCUGUAACUGAAUUCCUCAGAGGAGGUUUCAUCGUUUUCGAAUCAUACUCCAUUUAUAGAAUUUUUCUUGUAAGCAUGCUGAGAAAUAAAAAAUUAUGGGUCGUGUUCUUCUGAAGAACUUAAAGCCCGAACUGUAAUGCGGUGGCAACAAUUUCGUCCUUAUUGAUUUGAUGUCUUAUGUUCUAAACUCUGGCUUCUUCAUACGUGAGUAUUUUUCCUU